Epinephelus lanceolatus (giant grouper) is the source of this 499-nucleotide messenger RNA. NCBI's taxonomy places the organism in Eukaryota, Metazoa, Chordata, Actinopteri, Perciformes, Serranidae. The record is from RefSeq and is a predicted model, not a curated record.
UGAGAGAAUCCAUUUCUCUUCUCUCUGUCUCUCUCCGCUUUUCAUUCAGCCAGUCUCCUUGGUAUCCGUCCACCCAUCUGUUGCCUGAGGACUUUUAUUAUUCUGCUCUGCAGUGAUUUGGUUUCUCGGGGAGUGACAGAAAAACUUGAAAAGAAGAAGAACAGAAGAAGAAGAAGAAGAGGGGGCUGUGAAGGAGGACAAGGCCAUGGCCUCCUGGUUCAGCUGGAAUGAGCCGACUCACAGGAGCCCCCAGCGGGACCCGGCAGACGUGGUCACCGACACCCUGAUGCUGGAGUUCAGCUGGCAGCUGAAGGAGGCGGAGAGGCUGCAGAGAGAGAGAGAGAACGAAUACAGGCGCCUCAAGACCGGAGUGGACUACAGCUGGCUGGCCAACACGCCUCGGUCCUCCUACAACAUCAGCACCGGGGAGAGGCUUGGUCUGGAGGAGCUCUGCUCCAAGUUGCCGCCUCCCUGCUGCGGCCUGGUCAUACUCAAGUAA